UUCGAUUUUCAGGAUUUUUUUUGUCAUUUUGUCUGUCAUAGUUGAAGUGUACCUAUGAUGAAAAUUACAGGCCUCCCACACAAUAUUACAUCCCAUUGGGGGGUGGAACCUCUGAUCCCCUGAGUGACAGCCAUUCAGAGUGAUUGUAGAUCGUCUUCAGUCUGACCCUCAUGCCCAGCUGGUGUACCUGAAAGAUAUAUUUUUAUUCCAUAGAUAGUGUGGACAUCGCUGAGCCUACCUUGUGUCAUGCUAUUUCCGUGAUACAUUUCAAAACCCUUUUUUUUCUGCCUGACUCAUUGUUCGGUUAUGAGGGAACAAACUCACAGUCAAUUAUAUUUCUCCCAAUGCUUUUAAUUAAUGUCUUCAGUAUAACUCUGUAGGAUCUCACCUCUUCUCAGUAGUCUCAGUACAAGGAGCAAGCUUGAGAAAUGUCAAGCCUGUAAGUUAAUCACCAUGUUAGACCUUAAUACAAAUCCCAUAAAUGUCUAUUUGGCAUCUUCACUCAGUUGAGGUACCCAUUUAUUUCAAUAUCAUGAGUCUUGUAAGCUUUUACUAGAAUUUGUAUAUUUUGGAUCUGGUUGGGAGGCAGACAGCUCCACCUCCACCUCAUGUUAUAGCCUAUUAUUUAGAAUUUCCAUCAUUCAUAGAAGGGAUCAUCCACUAUAUUAAGUCGGGGGUCCGUUUUUUUCUUGAGCUGAUGGUCGGGGGGCAGGAACAUAAUUAUAAAUCAUUUUUAGACUGCAAAUUGACACCAAGAAGCCCAAACAGAUACAAUAUUUGACUAAAGCAAUCAUUUCAAACCUUGCUUACGUCUGUGUAUAGUUACAUGUUUCUCUGUAUUACGCGUGGGAAUACUUGGGAACAGAUUUCCAACAUUUAAAUCACUUGGCGUUGGUUUCAUGGUGUUUUACAGUCUUAUGUCUAAUAAUAAAACUUGCAGGCCAAAUCUGGCCCGUUUACAGGUUGACUUGAUAAUGUUUGACUUCAGGUACAUAUUCCAUCGACUGUUCCCUGUACCAAAUAAACAAUAACCCGUUGUGUUAAUGCUGGUGUAGUUGGCUGAACACAAAUAUCCUUUAUUAUUGUAUAAUUUUGAAGCUAUAGCAGAUGAUUAUGACAGAAGACACAGGUAUAGCUAGCUAAAUGUGACAGGUAGAUCUACCCUCUUCUUCACAGUGUAUUUCUUACAUCCCUCCGCAACAGCCCGAGGCGGGGAAAGUGUGCCUUCACUUCCUGUGACUAUAUAUGGAGACCACCGGUAUAGCAUGAGUGAAGAAGAAAACAUCUCCGGGAAAAAUGAGAGCGUUUGUCUGUGAUCAAAUAAAAUAAAUUAACGUUUAUUGCGGCCGAUGACUAUCUACUAUCUUAAAGAGACAAACACCUAUUUUCCGUCGAUUUUGUUGUGCCAAAACAGGAACUCAGAGACGCAAGCAAAAACAUACGCACAUCGCAACUGUGAAUGAGAAAGCUACAGGUAGUGAAUGAGCAUGACGACGUUGCUGGACCUGAAGAGCAGUGUUCUGAGGCAGGUGCAGAGGAGCCAGUCUCUGAGGGGGAGGAGGGAGCCAUCAGCCUCAGCAGCCAGCAGCAUCCCCGUCACACACUGCCCUGACCAGUUACCUCACGGGCUGUCUGAGGGGAAUGGAGAGUUCUUUGUGCGUAUGAAUGGCAUCCUCCAGAAACAAGAGAAUCUGCUGCGUGCUGCCCAGGCGGAGUGCGAAGGGGAAGGUAACACAGCCGUACCACCAGCAGAGCACGUAGACCAGGCCUUCGUUCCAGAGAGGUCCAGCAGGAGAGAGCUGGACCUCCUGUAUGAAGAGGCUGUUUACACGGUAGUCAACAGGGUGGGCGUGCCCUCGCCAGAGUACGUCACCAAUGAAGGCGACAUCUUCAGUUAUCUGCUGAAGGUAUUUGAUAUGGGUCAGGAGGAACAUGACAUCAUUCUGCAGAGAGUCCAAGAAUCCAAGAGAGCCAGUUUCACCAUGAGAGUGUCUGUCAUGAAAGGGAAAAAUCUAAUGGCGAAGGAUGCAAAUGGGUACAGCGACCCCUAUUGCAUGCUGGGAAUCCUCCUGGGCCAGAGCCCCCGGGAGACAGAGGAGAAGAAGGAGAGGAAGUUCAGCUUCAGGAAGAGGAAGGAGAAGCUGGAGAAGAGGUCCAGUACCAAGGAGGUUCUAGCAGCCACGUGCAUCCAGGUGACUGAGGUCAAGCCAGAGACUCUCAACCCAGUCUGGAAUGAGCACUUUGUUUUUGACAUUGAUGAUGUCCACAGUGAUCUACUGCAUAUGGACAUAUGGGACCACGACGAUGACGUCUCUGUCGCAGAGGCCUGCAAAAAACUGAAUGAAGUCAGCGGACUUAGAGGAAUGGGCAGGUAUUUUAAGCAGAUUGCCAAAUCUGUGCGGUCCAAUGGAACGUCGUCAUCAGGAUCAUCUGAGGACAAUGCUGAUGACUUCCUGGGCUGCAUCAACAUUCCAGUGAAUGAGGUUCCUGUGAUGGGAUAUGACAAGUGGUUUAAGCUGGAGCCCCGGUCCAGUGCCUCCAAGGUCCAGGGAGAAUGUCACCUGAUUCUGAGGCUCUUCACUACCCAGAGAGACACUACACUGAGUAAGAGGGAAUCGAAAGAAGUCAUUCAUAAGAAGAUGCUGAGUCAGAUUCUGGAGUACGAGCACGCUCAUAUUCAGAAAGAGCCUUAUAACUGGAAUGGGCAGGUGAGUCCUCCAGCAUGGACUGUGCUGUCCCAUCAUGCUGUGCAAACUGACCUCUCGCCCCUGCAACAGGCCAUCAUUCGCUGGCAGUGCUAUAGCAGCCACCACCGGUCCCAGAGGAUGUGCUACACUCUGCUGCUGAGGCUCCUGAGGACCAUCGAUGCAGAGUGGGAUCCCCAAGCUGUGCAGGGAGACCUGGAGCGGCAGCUGUCGGACAGCUUCAGGCUGUACACGGACCACUGUCUGUGUCUGAUGAAGAGUAUGCGCCAGGUGUUCCCCUGCGCCAGUCCAGCCGCCGUCACACGCUGCGAGCUCAUGCUGAGGGGUGUAGGACACAUGCAGACCAUGCCGGCCUUCAAGACUGCGUGCCCCCUUCGAAAUGAACUGCAUUUGGAAAUUGCCACUGUUGUCAAGAAAGGUACAGUGGAGUGGUACGAGAGCACAAUUUCACAAUUCAAACCAGAGGAUGGGGCUCUAGAGGAGCAGCUGAGGAGACUGGUCCAGGUGGUGGAUGCAGUGUGUGCAGAUGUACAGAGGGGACAGAACGUCUACAACAAGCUCUUCUACAGUGCUGUGAAAGUGGAUUUCUUCAGCAUCGCAUAUAGACAGCUGGAGAAACUGGUCGCGGACGACGUGAGCGUUGCCAUGGAGAAGGUGUGUGGCACUCUGGAGCAGGAGAGCUCCAGGCUAACUCAGACCAUGGGAGAGACUCUGUUAGAGCUCUACAUGUCUCUGAAAAUACUCAAACGCUUCAGCGAGUUCCUCCCUCUCAGGGACGCUAAGAUGAUGGCCUUGACUGGCUAUCACAACUGGUUUAAGACGUCUAUCCACAAGUGGCUGCAGAUAGUCCAUGACAAGGCUUGUGACAGGAUCCGCAGAGCAGUAGACAUGGACCAGCUGGAGCCAGUACAGCAGGCCAAACACAGCUCCUCGGCGGUGGAUGUGACAGCGUGUUUCAGCCAGGUGCGGGAGUUCUGGAAACAGAUGUCCUGGCCAGACUCUGCAGGGGCCUUCAUCUUUGUCACCCGCCUGACAGACAAUUUCUGCAGCGAGGCCGUGUGUUACUCAGAGAUGAUAAAGCGCAAGAUUGAGAGGAGCCAGCAGGGUCGAGACAUCAAGAGCCUGACAGUGCAGCUGUGCAUCGCCCUGAACAACACAGAGCAUGUGCGUGUGUUCCUGGGCCACCUGCCUCGGGACCUGGACUGGCAGGGCGUGGAGCAGGCCAUGGAGGAGUCUUGCGGGGCAGAGGGGAAGGAGCAGGUCAACAAGGCCCUGAACGGACAGCUCUACAACGUGGAUGCGGACCUACAGAGGGAGGCCAAGCGCCUCAUCACCCACCUCACAGACAAGAUGCUUUCAGAGCUGAAGAGGUACCUCCAACACAUCAGCCUGUCCCCUGACUCCAUCAACAACGAUGAUGCCGUGUCCCCCCUCAUGAAGUACUUACGUGACACUUUAGUCAUCCUCAGCGAGUCUCUGGUGAAGGAGAAUCUGGCUAGAGUUCUCCUCGGCAUGUGGGAGCUGCUCCUCAGAAUGAUCCUAGAUACGGUGGCGGAGAACAUGGGAGUCCAGGUGGAGUUCUACAACCGCUUCCAGUACACUGUGGAGGCCCUGGUGCAGUUCUUCUGUGCUGAUGGAAAGGGACUUGCCAUAGAAGAUCUGAAGAACCAUGUCGACUACAAGGCUCUUGACGAGGAGCUGAGGCUGAACAAGUGUUCGUCCUUUGAGCUGAUCGAGCAGUACUUCCUGGAGAAGAUCUCUCAGCAGAGAACACUGAAGCACACCCGCUUUGGCCGCGUCAGUGUGAAGUGUUACUAUGAUGCUUCUGAGCAGAGGCUCACGGUGGAGAUCCUGCAUGCCGCCGAUCUCAUUGCCUUGGACGCCAAUGGGCUGAGUGACCCCUUUGUCAUCGUGGAGCUCUGUCCCCACCACCUCUUCCCCAUGGCCAAGAGCCAGCGCACCCAAGUAAAGCUCAAGACCCUGCACCCAGUAUUUGAUGAGCUCUUCAAUUUCCAUGUCAGCCCAGAGCAGUACAGGCACAGGUUUGCCUGUCUGACUUUUACUGUGAUGGACUAUGAUUGGCUGUCCACCAACGAUUUUGCCGGGGAGGCCUUGGCCCCGCUCAGUGACUUCUGUUGGCCAGGGAGACCCAAUGCCUCAGCGGCCGGAAAGACCAUCCAGCCGACCAUUCUGCACCUGGCCCGGAACAAACCCAGCGGAAUUGACCCCAACCCUGGAAGGACAGUCCACCGGAUAGACUUCAGUACAAAACACCACCCCUCUACUCCUCACUGAGAGGGAACGGGUCCCCAGGGAGGAGAGCCUGUUAAGUCUGGGAAAGAGAAGCCAAUCAUGAGGAUUUUGGAUGCACGGACGGGAGACGCAGAGGCUCAGGAGUUUGUGAGGAAGCUAAAGGAGAUUGAGAAAUCCAUGGAAGAGGAGUGAAGCUGUCAGCACUGGUCUGGUAUAUUGGUGUAUUCUGACUACGUCUUUGCCACAUGUGCUUUUGUACUUGUCGUACUACCCGUAUGUUUACAAUGUUUACAGUUUUCAAAUCCUCUUGUACGUGCACUGAAAAUGUCAUGCCGAACAAAACACAGUGAGGCAUGACUUUUUAAAUUGGAAUACGAAUGUCCUGUCUCUCUGCUGUAUUUUUAUGCCUCAAAUCAAAUGCUAUUUGUCACAUGCGCCGAAUACAACAGGUGUAGACUUUACCGUGAAGUGCUUACUUACAAGCCCUUUCCCAACAUUGUGGAGUUAAAGUGUCAGAAAUAUCCAAGGGUCCUAUCUGAGAAAUCUGAGGAACAGCUUAUCCUACAGUGAAUAUUUUGUUUUCUAAAGAGCUCAUUGAAUGUUAUCUUUGUCAUAUUAUCUCUGUUAUAUUAUCUUUGUUGUAUUACAUCGCUAAUGUUUAACUGAAUCAAAAACUAAUUUGCAACUGAUAUGUAUUCAGUCGAAUCAUGUGGGUGGAUCAAUCGUUGAAAACAAAUAUACUCAACUACCGUUUCUGAGUGGCGAAGUAGCACAAGGAUGUAACACUGCAAGGAAAAGCCAUCUGUAGCCAGGUUUUGUAAGUCAUCAGAAGGAGUAGUGUCACGUAUGGCUGCAUUUACACAGGCGGCCCAAUUCUGAAAUGUUUCAGAACUUUUCACGCCAGCUCUUUUUCAGAGCUGAUCUGAUUAGUCGAAAGAACAAUAAGUUAGGGAAAAGAGAUCACAAUUUGGCUGCCUGUGUAAACGCAGCCUAUGUGACGCCAUCUGUGCUCAUUGAUGAUUGGAUGUUUAUAUCUCUUCAGAUUAUGAACCAUAUCCCCGAAGAAAAGAGUGUUAAGUCCUCUAUUUGUUAUAUUGUAAAUGUGAACUACUUGUCCUUGGAUUGUAAUGGAUUGUGCUGCUGUUCAUUGUACCAUUCAAAUGAAAAUGUCUAUUAAUAAAGAUUGUAUUUGAAUAUGAUU
Messenger RNA from Oncorhynchus tshawytscha (Chinook salmon), 6159 nucleotides. Its product is annotated as BAI1-associated protein 3-like. Bases 1482 to 5000 code for a protein of 1172 amino acids. The record is from RefSeq and is a predicted model, not a curated record. The transcript has 35 exons. NCBI's taxonomy places the organism in Eukaryota, Metazoa, Chordata, Actinopteri, Salmoniformes, Salmonidae.